AUGGAAGGAGAAAACGAUAGUUUGUUUAAUAUUUUGAGGGAAAAACCUUCCCGUACAGUAUUAAUUUUUGAGGGCAAGGAUGGUUUUUAUUUAUAUGGUGAAGACGCGUUUUUAGCUGCUGAACAAAUUUUUGGAACAGAUAGUUUAAUGGAUUUUACUACACUUGGUAAAUCGGAUUCAUCAAUUUCAAGGUACUUUUUUGUUGCAAACCAGUACGAAAAAGUAAUACAUGAUCUUUUGAUUCGUCUCCAGUACUCAGUCAAGCAUUAUGUUUUUGAAAUGGAAACUACUUGGAAUUUACUUUCUGAAGGUACGCCUACUUAUCCAAAUGAUUUUGAUUAUAUCGUUGGUGAAACUGCUCAAUUAGCUUCUUUAUCUUCAACUAUUUCUGUUAAGCUUACAAAUGCCGGCCAAUUUAAUGAAUUGGUUGAGGUAGCUUUCUGCACGACAAAAGAUUUUUCUAUUUCGACUUUUGUUCUUCCAUAUGAUGUUAACUUUCAAAAUCUCGAGCACAUCAUAAUUAUUUUAGCAGUAAAAGAAGUCUUCCUUUACAAAGAUGACAUGGAUGCCAUACCAAAUAUAUUUAAAAAAUUGGAAUCUGUUUUAUUAAAAAUACAAGUAGAAAUUAAAUUGAUUGAAGACACCGAAAUGCAUGAAGUUGAUGAAGCAAAGAAAAUUAUUACUAACAUGACAUCAAACAUAGAAGAAAGUCAAUUAUCAGAUUCUAUGAUUGUUAAUCUUUAUGUUCUUCUAGGAAAUAUGGAUGUAAUUAGAGAUUUUUCUUAUCGGUCAGGGCUUUUACAAUACAAGAAAUAUUCAUUAUCAAAUUUUGUAGUUCUUGAUUCUGCUGCUAUAGAAGCCCUUGAAUUGUUUAAUAUUGUUACAAAGUCAUAUUCAGCUGCUGAUAAUAAAGGUACCGUUUUUUCACUUUUGAAUCACUGCAGAACUCCUGGAGGAAGUAGAUUAUUAGAAGAAUGGCUUCGUAGACCAUUAAUAAAUGUUUCUGAAAUAAAUAAAAGACAAGAUGUUGUUGAGGCGUUACGUAAUGAGCAUUCAGUUAGAAAUCUACUUUAUGAAGACUUUCUACGCCGUGUUCCUGAUUCUAUUUCCAUAUCUAGGAGAUUAAUUAUAAAGAAAACAUCCUUAAAGGAUUGUGUUGAAAUUUUUCGCUUGGCCUCUAAUUUGAAAAAAUAUAUAGAUUUAUUUGAAGAACUUAUUUCAUCAUCACCGGAUUGUCAAGAUUCAAUAAACUCUGUUUUAUUGAAUCCUUUAAAGGAGAUUGAAGAAAAUAUCAAAGAUUUUGUUGACAUUAUAGGCAAGAUAGUUGAUUUUGAUGCUCUUGCGAAUUUUGGAGAUUAUAGAAUAGUUCCAGAUGUUGAUGAAUCAUUAGGCGAGGUUAAUGUAAUGUUAAAAAAUUUAGAACAAAAAGCAAAGAGAGAAUUUUCUUCAGUUCAAAAUGAAAUCGAUGAUACAACACUUAAAAUUGAAUGCGGAGAGGGAGGUUUUACAAUAAAAAUAAAUCCUUCUGGAGCUGACUUAGUUGCAAAAGCUAAAUACAGAAUUAUAAGAAAUACAAAAGCAACUGGAUGUGUUUUUGUUACGGAUGUUUUGGAUGAAAUCAAUGAGAAAUACAGCAAUUGCUUGAAAAUUUACAAAGAGCGUGAAGCAGCUUAUGUAGGAAAAAUUUUAGAAAAAGCUUGUGAAAACACCGCCACAAUAACAAAUAUGCUUGAUUUUGUUGCACAAAUUGAUGUUUUUGUAUCAUUAGCCGUUUUUGCUACUUCAAGUAUCAAAAAAUUUGUUCGCCCUAACAUCCUAACACAAGAUGAUCCUGAAGGAGAAAGAGUAUUAAAAAUGAAGGAACUCAGACAUCCUGUAGUUGAAUCAUCACCUAAUAUUAAUUAUAUUCCAAAUGACGUCGAAUUGUCAUCUUACGAAGGUGUUUCUCCACGCUUUUUGUUGAUUACCGGAGCAAAUAUGGGAGGAAAAAGUACUUACUUACGUUCUGUCGCAUUGGGUGUUCUUCUUGGACAAAUCGGAUGUCCGGUACCAUGUGAUGAAGCAACAUAUACUAUUUUUGAUGGUAUAUAUACAAGAAUUGGGGCUCGUGAUUAUCAAGAAAAAGGAAUAUCAACAUUCAUGGAUGAGAUGCUUGAUUGUAGGAAUAUAAUUUAUGGAGCAACUCCAAAUUCACUGGUUGUAGUAGAUGAGCUUGGACGCGGUACAAGUACUUUCGAUGGAAUAGGAUUAGCAUAUGCUACAGCAGAAGAAUUGAUUCAAAAAGAAUGUUUUACUUUAUAUGCUACACAUUACUUUGAAUUACUUGAUCUUAAAGAAAAACAUCCAUAUGCGGUGGAAUGCUUACGUGCAGAUUGUGCAUAUACAGAAGAGAACGAACUAAUUUCACUUUUUAAAAUGGUACCGGGAAUAACUCGAAAAUCUUUUGGUCUUGAUGUAGCAAGAACUUUAAAAUUACCUGAAGAUUUCCUGAAACUUGCUUCAUCCUACUAUUCAAAAUUUUCAGUAUUUUGUAAUUCACAAGUGAUAAGCGGAGUAGAAGAAAAAUCUAUGAAGGAUUAA
This is a messenger RNA of Strongyloides ratti, 2580 nucleotides long. Its product is annotated as DNA mismatch repair protein MutS, C-terminal domain and DNA mismatch repair protein MutS, core domain and DNA mismatch repair protein MutS, clamp domain and P-loop containing nucleoside triphosphate hydrolase domain-containing protein. NCBI's taxonomy places the organism in Eukaryota, Metazoa, Nematoda, Chromadorea, Rhabditida, Strongyloididae. The transcript is spliced from 2 exons. The coding region runs from base 1 to 2580 and encodes 859 amino acids. Gene Ontology annotation, cellular component: MutSalpha complex; nucleus. The record is from RefSeq and is a predicted model, not a curated record. Gene Ontology annotation, biological process: mismatch repair; mitotic recombination. Gene Ontology annotation, molecular function: ATP-dependent DNA damage sensor activity; mismatched DNA binding; ATP binding.